AUGGCUCAGUCAUCCACUCUCCGGAGAGCACAUCCUGUGGCGGCAUCAUGCGGGGGAGUGAUGGCCGUUUCAUCAGAGCUUUCACUGCGAACCUUGGGGGGGGGGGGGGUUCUAUUACUCGUGCGGAGCUGGCUGGUAUUGUGUAUGGGUUGGAUCUUGCUUGGGAACAAGGAGCCAGGAAAGUUCUUCUACAAACAGACUCAGUGA
Linum tenue is the source of this 207-nucleotide messenger RNA. NCBI's taxonomy places the organism in Eukaryota, Viridiplantae, Streptophyta, Magnoliopsida, Malpighiales, Linaceae. The record is from the annotation of a GenBank genome assembly.